Messenger RNA from Hypoxylon trugodes, 729 nucleotides. RefSeq names its product RmlC-like cupin. Lineage: Eukaryota; Fungi; Ascomycota; Sordariomycetes; Xylariales; Hypoxylaceae. The record is from RefSeq and is a predicted model, not a curated record. The coding region runs from base 233 to 646 and encodes 137 amino acids. The transcript has a single exon.
CAACAUCCCACCUUCUUAUGCUAAGUCCGCUAUGUUAUCAUCAUGACUAAGCCAAUUUACAACUAUUAACCGGUAAUUGUAUAGAGAAUUAGCAGUAGCAAGAAACAUUAUUAUCCUCAUUCUAUUUUCUAUACAGUAUCGCUUAAUUGUUUAACUUCCAUUCUAUGUUUUAGACUUAUUUGCCAUUAUAUUCCUAAUAUUAGAGCUGUCGAUUUACGAUUACCCUGCCAUCAUGUCUAAACCUCAACCAAUUCAACCGGUACAUUUGACCAAAGCAUCUACGAUUAAGCAAUCUGGAGGCCAAACCGAAGGCAUGAUACGUUCGAACGCGAUAGUCGAUAAAUGCGACGGCAUCUGCGCUACGAGCAUGCUUGCGAAACCACAUACCGCUUCUGCGAUCCAUCAUCACGGUGAUCAAGAUACAAUAAUCUAUGCUGUCAAAGGCCGCGGGAGUGUUAUUAGUGAAGGAGGAAAAAAGAAAGUAGAUCUAGAACCAAGAGAUUUCGCUCUAAUUCCCGCCUGGUCGGAACAUCAAGAGGUCAACGAUGGAGACGAGGAUGUGAUUUGGACAAUAGUAAGGAGUGGGAGAAUUCCCGAGGUCGUGAAUCUCACCGGCUGGAACGGAGAGCCCAUCAACAGCAGCUAGGAACCCCCGCCUCUCCUCUAGGAUGCAUCUCUAUUCAUUGCUCUUCAAUAUAUACGGUAGAUGAUCGGUAUAUACGGACGGCA